ACCCACCAGCCCCAUCAAAACAGUGCCUUCUUGUUCAGUGCGAAUGCCAUUUCGGCACCGCAGCAGAUGAUUGAAUUGACAUUCAAGUGACAUUCUACGCUCGUUUUCCAUCGCAGAACCAUCACCGCGGACAGCAGAACUUUUUCUUCGCGCAAUCGGAGUGAAAUGAUCCAGAACCGUGCUUGGAACUAGUAUUUCCCGGUAGUGCCAGUGAGUGCCGCUUCGGAAGCAGGUAAAAUUCGGUUCGUUUGGACGGAGCAAGUGCUCGGAAAGUGCAAUUCUAGUUCGCGUGUGGUGUGCGUUCAUUUUGCUCUCUCGUCGCUCGUCGAGAACGUUUUUCCUGUCUGGUCGGAAGAAGGAAGGGGGGGAAGGAGAAAAGAAAGAAGGAUUGUCUACGUUGAGUUCCAGGUUCUUGUGCAGCGAGUGAGGAUGAGAAGCCGAAGCAACUCGGGAGUCCGGCUGGACUCCUAUCAGCGGAUUGUUCACCGUUUGAUCAUGUCCCAUCAGCAGCCAGUGACUGGGCUUUUCCCGGCCAGUCCACAGACGCAGCACGCUUGGAUCCGGGACAAUGUCUACUGCAUCUUGGCCGUGUGGGGUUUGUCGAUGGCGUACAAAAAGAUUGCCGAUCAGGACGAGGACCGCGCCAAGGCGUACGAGCUGGAGCAGUGCUGCGUCAAACUGAUGCGGGGCCUGCUGAUGGCCAUGAUGAAUCAGAAGGAGAAGGUCGAGCGCUUCAAGACGACGCAGAAUCCGCUUGACUCGCUGCACGCCAAGUACUCGAGCAAGAACGGCCAACCGGUCGUGGGAGACGAAGCGUGGGGUCAUCUGCAAAUCGAUGCCAUUUCGCUGUAUUUGCUUAUUCUGGCCCAGAUGACGGCCUCUGGGCUGCAAAUCGUAUUUUCGUUGGAUGAGGUGUCGUUCAUCCAGAAUUUGGUUUUCUAUAUUGAGUCGGCUUACUGCAUUCCGGAUUAUGGAAUUUGGGAGCGGGGCGACAAGUCAAAUCAUGGUCAAACGGAGUUGAACGCCAGCUCGAUUGGUAUGGCCAAAGCUGCAUUGGAGGCAAUGAACGAGCUGGAUUUGUUCGGUGCUCGCGGUGGCUCUGGAAGUGUGAUUCACGUGCUGGCUGAUGAGGCCCACAAGUGUCAGGCGGUGCUACAGUCUAUGCUCCCGAGAGAAUCAAAUAGUAAAGAAUUGGACGCGGGAUUGCUGUCGGUGAUUGGAUUCCCCGCUUUUGCUUGUGAUGAUCCGCAGUUGAUUGAGUCCACUCAGGAGGCGAUCAUCAACCGACUUCAGGGACGUUUCGGAUGCAAACGUUUCCUUCGGGAUGGUUACAAAACACCUAAAGAGGACAACACGCGGUUGUAUUACGAACGUUGGGAGCUGCGCAUGUUUGAAAAGAUUGAGUGCGAAUGGCCCUUGUUCUUCUGUUACCUGAUUCUGAACAAAGAGUUUCAAAAUGACAAAGAAUCGGUGUCGGAGUACACACAGAAGCUUGAGGACAUUUUGGUCAAGUCGGAAGAAGGGAUGAAAUUGGUGCCGGAACUGUACGCCGUACCGGGGGAAGUAGUUGGCGCCGAGUAUAAAAAUCCUGGGUCACAGCAACGUAUGGUCGUUGGGCGAUGCCCCUUUCUUUGGGGUCAGUCGCUGUACAUUUUGGGGAAGCUGCUUCAGGAAGGAUUCCUGGCCGUUGGAGAGCUCGAUCCGUUGAAUCGUCGGCUAGGUGCCCAGAAGAAGCCGGAUGUCGUCGUUCAGGUGGUCAUCCUGGCCGAAGAUAACGACAUUCGAGACAAACUGGCCGAACAUGGCAUCCACGUACAAACCAUCGCGGAUGUGACCCCGAUCGAAGUGCAACCGGCUCGGGUGUUGAGCCAUCUUUACACCUACUUGGGUCGCAACAAAAAACUCGGCCUCAGCGGUCGUAAAUCGCGUGACGUCGGUAUCCUCAGCACCAGUAAGCUGUACUCGCUCAAGGAUCGUAUUUUUGCAUUCACUCCUCAGUUUUCGGACGUGAAUCGCUUCUACAUUGCGUCGGACAACGAACUGAUGAUCGAUCUGUUGAAAGGGGAAAUUAACUUCCUGAAGUCGGCUUGGCAGAAUCUCCUGGGCCGGCCCCUGCUGACAAUGACGCUGAAAAACGUACAUCUAGAAAACAACAAGGUUCCACUGGCUAUGGUUCAGACAAUGAAGAAACUCAAGUCAGGAUACAUCAACGGUACUCGGGUGAUCCUCGGAAAUCUGGGCGAUUUUAUCAACACUUCUGCGAUCACCGAUCUUAGUUUUCUGGGAAGCCAGGAGGAUGGCUAUCCCGAUAAACUCAACCCCGCCGUGCAGUCCUAUUUGGAUGAACACUUGCUGCGGUCAUUCAGCCACCGUGCUUCUACUACCUCAAUACGGUCGUCCGGACUGCGACCGAAGAACCUCCGCCGUCGGAUGUCCGUCAAAGGUGCCAUCAAAAAGACACGUUCGAUCAAUGUCGACUCGGAAACCUUGGGCAUGGAGGGUAACGUAACGGAGCGCCGUUUGUCCCAUUCGGUCACCCCGCAGUGGCUGGAGCCGAACCAAUCGGGCUCGGGGCCACCGGCCCGGGAUCCAUCGCCGAACCAGAUGGGUCGCUUCAGUGAGCAACGGGUUUCCAUGGAUGAUACCACCAAAUUGCACAUCCAAACCUCGGCUACCAAUGCUACACCGAAAAUUCAGCUGCAGCCACUGCCCAGACACCGUCCAGCCACGGAGACAAACUUCGAGAAUACCGAAGUGGAGGAACUGAUUGCAAUGCUGCGCGAAACGGAAAGUCUCGAAGAGCAAGGCGACAUUCUGCAGCAUUUGGUCGAUACGCAGGGAUUGGAUUUCAACACAGAGCUGGUCAGCGGAACUAAUGACGAUUCUCAAACACAAGGCAUGCUGGAGGAGGGCCGCGUCGUUACGGUUCGUGGACUGCUCAAGGGACUGUACGAGAAAGCGUGUCAGCAGAAGCUAUGGGGUCUGGUGCGUCACACGGCCGGUAUGCUGGGCAAAAGGGUGGAAGAUCUGGCCAAAGCCGUCACCGAUUUGCUCGUCCGACAGAAACAGGUCACAGUCGGAAUGCCACCCAACAGCGAGUACACCAUCACGGCACCCUUACCGGAAACGGAGCUCCGUACGCUGAUCCACGAGGCGUACGGCGAUGACGAGAGUACGGCCAUGUUGACACAGGAGUUGCUCGUCUAUUUGGCCAUGUUCAUUCGGACGGAGCCGCAGCUGUUCCACGAAAUGCUUCGGCUUCGCGUUGGUCUCAUCAUUCAGGUUAUGGCAAAAGAGCUGUCACGUACUUUGAACUGCGAUGGAGAGCAGGCGUCCGAGCAUUUGCUGAACCUGUCUCCGUUCGAGAUGAAGAACCUGCUGCACCACAUUCUUAGCGGUAAGGAAUUCGCUAUCAACAGUGUGGCCCGGGGUAACAUUUCGAUCGUGAGCUGCAAAUCGAGUCGCGUCAGUAAGAAAAGUCAGAUUGGCUUAGGUAAGGAACCGACGGAAGAAGGGGAAAGUUCAAUGAUCGACGACCGCCAGGGACAGUGGUUACGUCGUCGUCGGUUGGAUGGAGCCCUCAAUCGAGUGCCGCGGGAUUUCUAUCCACGGGUUUGGACGGUGCUCGAGCGCUGCCAGGGAUUGGCGAUUGAGGGUCGAAUUUUGCCACAGAGUCUUACUCAGGAAAUGACUCCUAAUGAGCUGAAAUUCGCGCUGGAGGUCGAAACCGCCCUCAACACCAUCCCCCAGCCCGAGUAUCGGCAGCUUGUAGUGGAAGCUUUGAUGGUUCUGACUUUGGUUACCGAGCACAACAUCAUCGCAUCGCUUGGGGAUAUCAUUUACGUGGAGCAUUUGGUUCACAAGGCCAAUCAGCUGUUCUUGGAGGAUCAACGUAAGGUUAAUGGCGAUGCGAUGCUGUGCUGUGCGAAGAAUAAAGAUAUCCGCGAAACGACAACCGCCGGACUAUUGCUUUGCGGUGGAGCUGCCUACAUUUGCCAGCAUUUGUACGACAGCGCCCCUAGCGGAAGUUUCGGGACGAUGACGUACAUCUCCAGGGCGGUCGCUUCAGUGUUGGAGGAUCUACCCAAACAGGGCGACAUGGAUUGCACAAUCUCGUAAGAAAGCAGAAACAAUGACCUCAUUUUCUUCAGUAAAUCCCUAUCUCUUAACCCAACGAAGCUGUUAUAGUAUGAAUGUGCUUAAAACUACUUAUAACGCAACCUAUAGCUAAAAGCGAAACGAGUUCUGUUUGUUCUAAUAUUUAGUAGACGUCAAUCGAAUUUAGCCCGUUACAAAUAUUUUUUGUCCAAAAAAAAUCAAUGUCCAAAUACUAUUUUGGCUGACUUAGAGUAGCUGAUUUCAAAAAAAUCCUUAUUCUAUAAUUAACUCUUAAAAUCUUUGUAAUCGGCCUUCUGAUUAGGAACGAAUGUAGGUAGAAAGCCAACUGGCCAAAGGAAAAGACGAAAAUGAUAUUUUCAUGACACAGCACAUGAUUUAACAAUUUACAGUACCGAACAAAGGAGUUUGUUUGAGCAAUAUUAAUUCUGUAAUUAUAUAUUUCUUUGCACUAUUUACAUUUCGUUAUUUUAUUUAUGCCAAUAUCUUCACUGGCUGCUAGCUAUUUUUCUUAAUAGUGAUAGCGUAGGUUACAUUUUGUAAGACAAGUAUUGUUUUCAUAUUAUACAUUUUAUAGGAUAAUUUUGUGCUACUGUUAGUUCUUUUUUUAGCGGAAAUGUUCAUUAUUGUAAAGAAAAAUCCUACAAAGACGCAAAUCGCUGUUGAUUGGUAUCGAAAUAUCCUUAAUAUGAUUAGCAUUAUCUUAUUCUAUACACCUUAUUACCUUAUACAAGCAAUUGAACACAUUUCAAACGACAAAAAGUAAAGCCCGAGACCAUAAAAUCCCAUGAGAAUAGCAUGAACAACAAUGUUAAAAUAUA
Molecule: messenger RNA, 4937 nt
Organism: Armigeres subalbatus
Lineage: Eukaryota; Metazoa; Arthropoda; Insecta; Diptera; Culicidae
Product: probable phosphorylase b kinase regulatory subunit alpha
Exons: 11
Coding region: 430-4119 (1229 amino acids)
Biological process (GO): glycogen metabolic process
Cellular component (GO): phosphorylase kinase complex
Molecular function (GO): calmodulin binding
Source: RefSeq, a predicted model, not a curated record